Messenger RNA from Lontra canadensis (Northern American river otter), 1414 nucleotides. It is a transcript of the gene RNLS, whose product is annotated as renalase, FAD dependent amine oxidase. Gene Ontology annotation, molecular function: oxidoreductase activity, acting on NAD(P)H. The record is from RefSeq and is a predicted model, not a curated record. The transcript is spliced from 7 exons. The coding region runs from base 26 to 1054 and encodes 342 amino acids. Gene Ontology annotation, cellular component: extracellular region. NCBI's taxonomy places the organism in Eukaryota, Metazoa, Chordata, Mammalia, Carnivora, Mustelidae.
CAGCCUCGCCCCGAGACCCCGGGCCAUGGCGCGGGUGCUCAUCGUGGGCACCGGGCUGACGGGAAGCCUGUGCGCAGCGCUGCUCAGGAAGGAGGCACCCCGUCCAGUGCACCUCACGGUGUGGGACGAGGCUGGGGACUCAGGGGGAAGAAUGACGACAGCCAGGAGCCCUUAUAAUCCACAGAGCACGGUUGACUUGGGUGCCCAGUACAUCACCUGCACACCUCACUAUGCCAAGCAACACCAAAGUUUUUAUGAUGACCUGUUAGCUCUUGGCAUUUUGAAGCCUCUGACCUCUCCUAUUGAAGGGAUGGUGAUGAAAGAAGGAGACUGUAACUUUGUGGCACCUCAAGGAGUUUCUUCAAUUAUUAAGCACUACUUGAAAGAAUCAGGUGCUGAUGUCUGCUUCAGACACCAUGUGACUCAGGUCAACCUGCGGAAUGACAAGUGGGAAGUCUCCAAGGAAACAGGUCCCCCCGAGCAGUUUGAUAUCGUCGUCCUCACGAUGCCGGUUCCCCAGAUUCUGCAGCUCCAAGGCGACAUCGCAAACUUAAUUAGUGAAUGCCAAAGGCGGCAACUGGAGUCUGUGAGCUACUCCUCUCGCUACGCUCUGGGCCUCUUUUAUGAAGCUGGCACGAAGAUUGAUGUCCCUUGGGCUGGGCAGUACAUCACCAGUAAUCCUUGCAUACGCUUCAUCUCCAUUGAUAAUAAGAAACGCAAUAUAGAGUCGUCCGAAGUCGGGCCUUCCCUUGUGGUUCACACCACUGUCCCCUUUGGAGUCACCCACUUGGAGCACGACACUGAGGACGUGCAGGGGCUCAUCUUCCAGCAGCUGGAAGGUAUCUUGCCAGGGCUGCCUCGGCCAGUUGCGACCCAGUGCCAGAAGUGGAGACAUUCGCAGGUUACAAACGCUGCUGCCGACUUCCAUGGCCAGUUGACGCUUCAUCUCAAACCUUUCCUUGUGUGUGGAGGGGACGCAUUCACUCAGUCCAACUUCGAUGGCUGCGUCACUUCUGCCCGGUGUGUUUUAGAAGCUUUAAAGAACCACAUUUAGUACCUGUAUCUUUGUUCUCUACAUGAGCUUCGGGUUUUUGUCUUCACAAGUGUCUGUUAUCGAUCAUUUUGGUUUCUAUUUUGUUGAGAGAAAUUACUGGAAAAUUUCUCAUAUGGAGUAUUAAAUUGAUUUUAUGAUUUUUGACAGUUACAACCCACGCUAGAAUGAAAAUUCCUUGUACCGUGCACCUUUACAGUGUUUCUAAAUUGCCAUGACUCCCCCUUGUUAGAAGAAAACACUGGUUAAGAAUAACAAAUGACCCUCCCAAAGAAGCAGGUCCAACCAAAGUAAUAGUUCAUGUUCCAAAACCUUUAUUCUUUUGAAAAUUUCCAUUCUAAAUAAAGAAUAAUUAUCAUCCAA